Diutina rugosa is the source of this 3120-nucleotide messenger RNA. Its product is annotated as DNA-dependent ATPase. The record is from RefSeq and is a predicted model, not a curated record. Gene Ontology annotation, biological process: transcription-coupled nucleotide-excision repair. Gene Ontology annotation, cellular component: nucleus. The coding region runs from base 1 to 3120 and encodes 1039 amino acids. The transcript has a single exon. Gene Ontology annotation, molecular function: ATP binding; ATP-dependent chromatin remodeler activity. NCBI's taxonomy places the organism in Eukaryota, Fungi, Ascomycota, Pichiomycetes, Serinales, Debaryomycetaceae.
AUGGACGCCAUCGAUGAUCUCGUCCUAGUCGACCAGGACGAGCUUGCCAAGAGCAUUGAGACCAAGGCCGAGGCGGCGUUGGAGCGCCGGCUGCGGGAGACGGAGCAGAAGCGGCUCGACAAAGCUAGGGCGGCGCUGGCCAAGGCCCGCCUGAAGCUCCUCAGCUUAGAGCGCCAGCUCCCCCGAGCCAAGAUCAGCGCCCGCCGACUGCUUGCUACCAAGAUCGACGAUGCCAGAAAGGAGCUAGAGGCUCGAGAGCAGGAUAUACGCGAUAUCGAGCGGCGUAUUGACGGUGACGAUGAGGGCGAGACCGAGCACGACUACCUCGUGAGAACGGGGAAAAUCACGGCCUUUGGCACCUCCCAGGGGUUUGUCGGAGGCGAAACGACAGAGACGAAGUCCCACCAACAACUUCACGAGCCUGGGAUUAAUCAAACUGUGGAUAAACGCGUCGAGGCUCAAGAGGAGGUAGAGGAGGAAAAACAGGAGGAAAUACCAAUCAAACAGGAAGAUAACGAUAUUGUCGAGGUGUCUGAUGACUCGGGCAGUGCCUAUGAGAGUGACGGAGCCCCUAGUGAGCCUGAAGACGAGGAGGAGUACGCGGUAGUCGUCAACGAUGAGCUCGACGAAGUGAGGGAACCGCUGGAGACUCCCGAGCCGCUGACGGAAAGAAACGUCGAUGACGGCGAUAUGGAGCGGUACAGGUUACGCCUAGACCAUUGGGAAACCACUCGGCGAGCUUUGAGAGUCAACCCUACUACUACUCCUGAGGAUGAACCAUACUUGCCCCACCCCACAGUUGAGGACGCUGUGCUUGAUAACACCUUCCGCUUACCAGGGGAUAUUCACCCACUGUUGUUUGACUACCAAAAGACGUGUGUCCAGUGGCUCUGGGAGCUCUAUAACCAGAAGACGGGGGGCAUUCUCGGCGACGAAAUGGGUCUAGGGAAAACCGUCCAGGUAAUCUCGUUCCUUGCCGGCUUACACCACCUGAAGAUCUUACAAAAACCGAUACUUGUGGUCGUUCCAGCCACCGUGUUAGCUCAAUGGUGUAAUGAGUUCCACCGGUGGUGGCCGCCGUUUAGAGUGGUCUUACUCCACGCCAUUGGCCUGGGUAUCACCAAAAAGAAACUACUGGAAGAAGACGAAUUGGAGGCGUUUGUCAACGGUCAACUGCUUGAGAAAGAAACGACUAAUGCUGGUGAUUUAGUCAAACUGGUGUUCAAUGACCAAGGAGGUUCAGGGGUGAUUAUCACCACCUAUUUGGGGCUCAGAAUCUACCGCCGCCACUUACUCGGCCGCCAGUGGGGCUAUGCUGUUCUUGACGAAGGCCACAAGAUCCGUAACCCUAACCUGAUGGUACUGCUUUCGGCAAAACAGAUCCGCACCCAUAAUCGUCUCAUUUUGCUGGGGACUCCCAUCCAGAACAAUUUGACCGAAUUGUGGCUGUUAUUUGACUUUGUCUACCCUGGUAGGUUAGGUACUUUACCGGUAUUCCAGCAACAGUUUGCUGUUCCCAUCAAUAUGGGGGGCUACGCCAAUGCUACGAACGUCCAAGUCCAGGCCGGCUACAAGUGUGCCGUGGUGCUUCGAGAGAUGAUUAACCCGUACUUGUUACGCCGAGUGAAGGCCGAUGUCGCCCGUGACUUGCCGCAGAAGAAAGAGAUGGUGGUGUUUGUCAAGCUUACUCCACAACAGCGUCAGCUCUACUCCCAGUUCUUAGGUUCAGAGGACUUGCUGAGCAUCAUGAGAGGUAGAAGAAACGUGUUGUACGGGGUCGACAUUUUAAGAAAAGUGUGCAAUCACCCUGAUCUUGUCCAUCAGGACCAAAAGCGACCUAAAGAUUAUGGAGCAGUGUCACGCAGUGGUAAGAUGACUCUUCUAGCACUGUUAUUACCUCAAUGGCAGCGUCAGGGUCAUAAGACGCUUUUGUUCUGUCAAACAAGACAAAUGCUUGAUAUAUUGGAAACACAAGUUCAGGGGCUUACCCGUGACGACGGACUGCACUUUGGCUACCUCCGUAUGGACGGUAACACCCCCAUUGGCGUCAGACAGCAGUUGGUUGACGAAUUCAACACUUCCAGUGAGCUCGACGUGUUUCUUUUGACCACUAAAGUCGGGGGUCUUGGCGUUAAUCUCACCGGUGCCGACCGUGUCAUCAUCUUUGACCCUGACUGGAACCCCCUGACGGAUGUCCAGGCGCGAGAGCGGGCGUGGCGUUUGGGUCAGACUCGGGAUAUCGUCAUUUACCGGUUAAUGACGGCCGGCACCAUCGAGGAGAAGAUCUACCAUCGCCAGAUCUUCAAGACGUUCCUCACCAAUAAGAUCUUAACCGAUCCGAAACAGAAACGGUUGUUUAAGAUGAACGAUUUGCACGACUUAUUCACGUUAGGUGAUGACGAUGAGAAGGGUACGGAGACUGCCGAUAUGUUCAAGCUUAGAGAGAACCAGUACGCUGGUACCAAGCUGCGGUCGCUGAAACGGCUAGACCGGGACCAGGACGUUGACGACGACGUUCUUGAAGUGGCUGGAGUGGCGAAGAUGGAUAACUACGAAGAUGGCACUGCGCAGGACCCGGAGAACUCUGAGUUCUUCAAUUUGGGGGUUCACCUGACGUUACAACACGACGACGCCGUCAGACCCCACGAGGAGACGCUGUUGGCCGAGCACGAAGCCAAUAAAGUCGCUCAGCAGGCGGUGGCCGCGUUGAAGAAGCUGGCCCGCGAAGCACGCCAAAACAAAGUGGGGACGCCUACGUGGACAGGCAAAUUUGGUGCUUUAAAGGGUCAAUUCGGCAAGGCUAAGUCUACUGCUCCAGGCAAGCGCCUGGCCUCACCAGAACUGCAGCUGCUGGCGCUGGUGCUCGCCAGUCUUAAGCGGCACAAGAGCACUGACGCCGACGGCGACGAUGUCGUGGAAAACCCGGUGCUAGCGAAAAUGGUGGCGUAUCUCCGUACCCAGCCCAACCAAUUCGCCCCGCUGAAAGCGGUGCUAGACGCCGCGGAGGUGCCGUUGACCCUGCAGCAGGAAAUGCUCAAUGUCCGCAGCAUGCUCAGGGCAGUGGCCCACUGGGACGCUGCCGAAAAGGGGUGGCGCCUAAAGGCUCAAUUCGCCGAAUAA